AUGGGCGAGUCUAGAACAGAACUGCUGCAGUGGCUCAAUGAUCUGCUGCAAAUCAACUAUACAAAGAUAGAACAAUGCGGAACAGGCGCAGCCUAUUGCCAGAUCUUUGAUUCUAUCUAUGGCGAUCUCCCGGUCACUAGAGUCAAGUUUGACGCAAAGCGAGAAUACGAGAGUCUUGCAAACUUUAAAGUCUUGCAGACCUUCUUCGAGAGAAAGAAGAUUGACAAGCCUAUCCCCGUAGACAGGCUCGUCAAAUGCAAGAUGCAAGAUAACCUCGAGUUUCUUCAAUGGGUCAAACGAUACUGGGACCAGAACUAUGCUGGCCAGGGAUACGAUGCCGUCGCACGCCGCAAGGGACAGGCUGGCGAGCCUCCAGCGACGAUUGCCCCCGUCGGUGCCGCCGCAGGCCGUCCCAACAGCGGGUUACGCACCGGUGCAGGAGGCAGUGCUGCUCCUCGAGGAAAGACGCCGGUGGGAGGGGCGCGUGUCACGCCUUCGUCUGCCGAAAUCACGUCUCUCCAACACCAACUUGCCGAGUUAAAGGAACAUAUAACUGGCUUGGAAAAGGAGCGAGAUUUCUAUUUCGCCAAGCUGCGAGAUAUUGAGAUUCUUAGCCAACAGCAACUCGAAACUCUAGAGGCAGAGGGGAAAGAUGAUGAGACGUUGAGGGAGAUUCAAAAGAUUCUCUACACAACAGAGGAAGGGUUCGAGGUUCCUGACCCCGCAGCAGAAGAGGAGGAGACGUUCUAA
Messenger RNA from Serendipita indica DSM 11827, 750 nucleotides. NCBI's taxonomy places the organism in Eukaryota, Fungi, Basidiomycota, Agaricomycetes, Sebacinales, Serendipitaceae. The record is from the annotation of a GenBank genome assembly.